Moneuplotes crassus is the source of this 916-nucleotide messenger RNA. The record is from the annotation of a GenBank genome assembly. NCBI's taxonomy places the organism in Eukaryota, Ciliophora, Spirotrichea, Euplotida, Euplotidae.
AAUGAAUUCAACACUCAGCAAUAGUAGACUUUACGAAAGAGAAAGUUCUCUUUUUCCUAGGAUUUUAUCCAGAUCUCUCCCUUGUCCAGAAGUGCCAUUCUAUCAAACUGAACCAGUCCAGAGUCCUAAAGAGUACGUCUGGUGAGCCAUCUACCAAGAUAUGCCUGUUCAAGAACCUCAGAUACAGCAAGAAGAGAUCUAUUGUUAUAACUUAGAAGAUUUUUGACUCUGUGACAAACUAGCACUUCAGAAGCACUCCUUUGAAGUGAGAAGUUUGCCUAGUCCUACUGGGAUAAAAGAAAUUUCAGCUUUUGGAAUUCCAAGCAACUCCGCCAAUUACUUAGGAGUUCAGCAGAUAUCUCAAACACAGUCUCAAGUGCAUCUAUUUUCUCAAGAAAUGCAGGGCAGAAAUGGGCACCUGUUUUCACCUUUUUGGGUAAGAGCCCAGUACAAAUCUCGCAAAGACGUGGUUUACAAGGCAAUCUUUCGAAGGAUGAGGAAAUUCUUCACAGAAGAUUUCCAGACUACCAUGGGCAAGAAAUCGAUAAAGUCCAGGUACUUGCAAAAGGUAAAGGAGUACUGAAGGAUCAGGUUCCCUAAUUCUGAUAACGAAGCUGUUUCUACCAUAUUCAACUGAAUUAUUAACUCAAGAGAAAGACUAGGCAAGAUUAGAGAAAGAGAUCAGUUAUUGAAGACCAAAGUGGCAGAUCUUGUCUAUAUGUUCAGUGAGAGAAGACUUAAGAUGAUGGAAGACCACCCUGAAUUUUUCGAUAUCUUGCUCUAUUUUCUCAACCAGCCAAACACAGUUAAUUUGAUAUCAGAUGAAGGAUCAGAAGAAUAUUUUCAAAAGUUAAGGAUACAUUUGGGGCUACUCAUGAGAAGUGCAACUCAUAGAAGAGUAUUCAUUGAUAUGUAA